Molecule: messenger RNA, 660 nt
Organism: Rhipicephalus microplus (southern cattle tick)
Lineage: Eukaryota; Metazoa; Arthropoda; Arachnida; Ixodida; Ixodidae
Product: serum amyloid A-2 protein
Cellular component (GO): extracellular region
Source: RefSeq, a predicted model, not a curated record
GUCGGGGCGCAAGCUGGAGCAUAUAAAGUCGACGUGGGCAUAGAGAGUUCACAUCACUGAGAAGAGCCCUGAACGGCGCUGAAGCAUUGCCCCCAAGAUGAGAAGUCCCACGCUCUUCUGCCUGCUACUGCUGGUCGUGUCAUCGGUGACGGCCUCGGAAUUACGUAAGGGUCGCUCCAUAUUCGGUAUGGCGGCGUGUGUCACGAGAAAUGCAGCCGUCCUCAUUCCCUACGAUGGCCGCUGUGCCGCGGGAAAGCUCCAGGCAGCCUACAGCGCCAUGAGCGAUGCGAACUGCGUCAACUGCGACAAGUACUUCCACUGCAUAGGCAACUUCCGCGCUGUGACCGAGUGCGGCAACUCGGAGGAGGCUCGGAAUGCCGCCGAAGUGAUCAGCAACUGCCGCGAGGAAGCAGGCGGAACUGACAGCGCGGCUGACCAGGAGGCUAACGAAUACGGCCGAGGGGGUGGCGACUGUGCUCACCGGUAUCUGGCUGCGGUGGGCUGCGCUUACAACCCGGAUACCAAGACGUGCGGAUGAGGGGUCGAAUUGUGCUGGGAUACGCAUUCGUUAACUAUCCAUUUCAGUAUUUCAGAAUGCUAGCCCUUGCAAUUUUUUGUAAAACAAACAGUAAAUACAGCAAUAAAGCCGCUUCCCCUACA